This is a messenger RNA of Dermacentor andersoni, 2902 nucleotides long. Its product is annotated as aldo-keto reductase family 1 member B1-like. The record is from RefSeq and is a predicted model, not a curated record. Gene Ontology annotation, molecular function: oxidoreductase activity. NCBI's taxonomy places the organism in Eukaryota, Metazoa, Arthropoda, Arachnida, Ixodida, Ixodidae.
CGCGUGAGGAGUGCCGACCGACUCGGACGCUGAAUGACAUCGCAAGCAUCGCGCUAAAUCGGCGUCAGUUCGCACUGCGCUCUCGAUCCGAUCUUGAGUCUCGGUCUCGUCAUCUCCACACACGGCAAAAGGCAAGAGACGCUGAAAGCAUACCGACUUGUAUACGUCGUUGCAGCGGGGAAGCGCCCUCAAGGCGACCAAAUCCUGACCAGCAAGUGCCGCCUGGGAUAAAAGAUGGCCGCAAAUUCUGUUCCUACUGUGACACUGUCGACGGGGUUCAAAGUGCCAAUUGUUGGCCUUGGAACAUGGAAGUCAGAUCCAGGCAAAGUGGAGGAAGCAGUAAAGAUUGCCAUUGAUGCUGGCUACCGACACUUUGAUUGUGCCCUUGUCUAUCAGAAUGAAAAUGAAGUUGGCAGCGCCAUCAGUGCAAAGAUUGCUGAUGGAACUGUGUGUAGAGAUGACCUGUGGAUCACCAGCAAGUUGUGGUGCACCUUCUACACUCGUGCCAGAGCAGUUGAAGGAUGUGAGCUGUCUUUGAAACUGUUGGGUCUGAACUACCUUGACCUCUACCUUAUGCACUGGCCAUUUGGUUACAAGGAUGGCACUGACUACUUUCCACGUGAUGCUGCUGGGGAAAUAAUUGACAGUGAUGUGGAUUACAUUGAAGUUUGGAAGGGAAUGGAAGACUGUGUUGCCAAAGGCUUGGUACGAAGCAUAGGUGUCUGCAAUUUCAACAAGCAGCAAAUGGCCAGACUUUACGAGUCUGCUACAAUAAAGCCAGCAGUUUUACAGGUGGAGUGCCAUCCAUAUCUGAACCAGAGUGAGCUGCUCAGCUUCUGCCAAGAGCACAACAUGGCGUUAACUGCUUACAGCCCACUUGGCUCUCCUGAUCGGCCUUGGGCAAAUCCUGAUGAACCAGUCCUCUUGGAAGACCCUGCAAUCAAGUCCAUUGCUGAGGCACACGGCAAGACAACAGCUCAGGUUUUGAUUCGUUAUCAAGUUGAAAGAGGAGUUAUCGUCAUACCAAAAAGUGUCACAAAGGAGAGGAUCAUUGCAAACUUUGAUAUUUUUGACUUCAAGCUUACUCCUGAUGAGAUGAAAACAAUCGAUGGCUGCAACAGAAACUUCCGAUAUGUUCUUGUGACCUGGUCACUUAAGCACAAGUACUACCCUUUUCAUGACACAGCAUAAAAUUGCAGCACUGCCCUCUGCUGUUUUUCAUGACACCAACUCACAUGUAGGGAAGCAGUGCUUGGCUAUGUAGAACUAGUUUUAUUUGAAAGCACAUAUAUGCAGGGACUCUAUUAGAGUUCUUGCUGUGACUCCAAGCAAAGCUUCAAAAAUUUUUGUGACCACUACAAGAAAACAUCUAAAUUACUGAAUUACUGGGUUCCUCAUAUCAUUACACAAUAAGAGCUUCAUUUACUCUGUGGAUGUUAUUGCAGUGACUACAAUUACAUGAUAAUGAGCUUUUUAGAGUGGAGCUCUUAAUAGUCCGUUCCUACGGUGAACGUCGGCAUAACCGAGCGAAAGAGCGCUGCGAAGAAUGAAAGUGAACACGGAGCACAGUGGUAGAUGAAAGAAAGGCCAUAGCAAAGAAAGGAAGAGGAAAGUGCAGGAGGAGAGUGCAGUGGAAUCAUAAGGUGGAAAGCAGAGAAGCAGAGGGGAGACAGCCUACGCAUGCACUGAGUUGCCAGCAGCUAAGGCAUCCGCAGCUGUGUGGCCGAUCUCAUCUGCGCUUCUGAGUUGGGGGGGAGGGGGCGCAGGGGUCUGUGAGGUGAGGAGGGUUACGCUCGCCCGCAGCGUCUGCUCCUGAGAUCUGUCCACGGUACCAGCAUGUGUGAUGGGGAUCACUGCUCCUGCAAGGGGCGCUGGCAAGCGGCUACGAGUAAGGCUCGAUGUGACGCUUCCUUGGGUGUUAUCGCCGCUGACACUGGUGGCACGACUUCCCUGCGACGAAGGGCCACUCUCGUCAAUGGUGGAACGAAAGCGUGAGAAAAACAUCGCAGUGCCGCACAAGAUGGGCUGUGCGGAAACGAUGGCUACGAGAUGGUACUAGAGUAGCGUGCGUCGUCUGCUGUGAAUCCAUGGAGGAAGUAAAAACAUAGGAGGGAGCAUUACGUCAUGCAGCCAGCCUUGGAAAGUGAACGCUCCUUGAAGCCACAGUGGUGGACCAACACGUGACCUCUUGCAUUCAGAUAACGGAGCAAGAAUCGAGAUUUGCUGAGACGUUUGGUUCCCAGUAGAUAUGUCAGGAGUUUUUAUUCGGUGCGCGCUUGUUCAGUUGCCCUGCCGUGGCUCUGCCUGCAGAGCGGGAACACUAAAACAAACUGCGCACAUUGACGUGCGAUUACAUGUUAGGCCACCAGGUUUGGCUUCAGUCGUGUUGCGGUAUACUACCUCCUAUCUUUUUCCUUUCUCCACGUGUGAAUCGCACCCAUGUGUCACCCAUGCGCUGCAUCUCGCCAUCUCCCGAUUAGUGAGGCAGACAAGCCACACUUUGCUCCAUUUGGAACAUGCCGAACGAGACAGAUUGUCCGCGCCAGCCAAUAUAUCACGAAAUGAAAACACGUAUAGAGCUGUGCUGAAAUAUCGAAUUAUGCAGUAUCGUAAUCGAUGAUGAAUUUUUUCAGAACAUCAAGUAAAAUAAUUAUGGCUUGUUAUUUUGAGGCCUUCAUCUUGCGCUUACGUACCAAAAUUACCAAUGACUGACAUAAUGUGUGAAUCAAAAUCUUGAACACAUUGCAUUCUUAACAGAAUGCAGUUACCAUGAGUAGUAACAGAAUUUCUAAUUAUCUAAUCCCCAGUGCACUGCAUUUACCUUUACUUUUCAAAAGUUGCCUUGUCCGAGGUGUGAAAAUGCUGUAAUCCCAUGAAAAUAAACUAAUACAUGCACUGUUCA